Messenger RNA from Mercenaria mercenaria, 1047 nucleotides. Its product is annotated as SCO-spondin-like. The record is from RefSeq and is a predicted model, not a curated record. The transcript is spliced from 5 exons. Lineage: Eukaryota; Metazoa; Mollusca; Bivalvia; Venerida; Veneridae. Bases 60 to 770 code for a protein of 236 amino acids.
UUGUCGACAUAAACCUCAAAACAAAGUGUCCGUGCUCUAGCUUUAACUGACAGUGAACAAUGUUUGGGAUUAUGAGUAUUUGUAUCUUUGGUGCUUGUGUUAGCAUAGCACGUGGAAUUCUUCUAGAAGACACUGUAGAAAGCAGAGUGGCCAGUUUGGAAACACAGUUGGAACGUGUGAUAAAAGAGUUGGCGGUAGUGCAGGGAUGUACGUCCGAUUUUUGCGAUAUUCACUGGACGAAAUGGGCGGCUUGGAGUUCCUGGUCAAAGUGCACAGGUCAAUGCAACCAGGGAUAUGGAUCUAGCGAGCAAACCAGAACACGUACACGAACGUGCAUUGGCCAAACUCCUGACGACCAGGGACUACAGUGCACGGGUGAUUCUGUGGAAACUGACAAAAGGCCAUGUAAUGCCGUAGAACUCUAUGGUUGUCUAAAUUCUGCACAGAACACUAACAAUACAUAUGGAAUGGUGUACAAUUUCUUUGACGAGCUCGCACAAAGCGCGUGUACUGCUGCUGUGCGUACUGCCUCGCACGUGCUUGCACUGAGACGGAACUGUAAUACAGGAAAAGCACCGCAAUGUUCUACGAUCUGUUCAAAUGCCGGAUACCACUGCUUCGACGAGCUUCAUGUUUAUCCGCCGCACAACAUUCUUAAGCCAGACGUAUAUACGGAUGAAGGGAAGCCGGGACUAAUGAUGUUUCGAUAUUUUUCAUGUUCAUAUGGCGACGGAGGAUGCGGUCCUAAUUACUGUUGUUGUAGCUACUAGGAUAGCAUUGAAAAAAGUCAUAUUUGUUAUAUUCACUGUUAGUAACGGUUAAGAGUGUCAUUUUCUUCCGAACAGUAGGAGUUUCACUUGAUCUUCUUAGGUGUUAUAUAUGCAACAAUUAAUAAUUUGGAAAUAAAAGCAUCGUCUUGUCACAGACUUUAAAUUUUUGUUAAUUAUAAUAUUCUGCUAUAUAUGAUGUAAAUGUGUUGACAGCAUGUUCCAGCUUGGAAUACAUAUCUUAACAUUUUUCUGCCUAGAGUUUAUGAUCAGGUUCAUG